Diatraea saccharalis (sugarcane borer) is the source of this 2254-nucleotide messenger RNA. The record is from the annotation of a GenBank genome assembly. Lineage: Eukaryota; Metazoa; Arthropoda; Insecta; Lepidoptera; Crambidae.
AUUCCGUCGCCGACCGCCGGCCGCGACGCACGCCGCCGCCGCCAUGAUCGAUUACGCGCGCCCCUACGAGCAGAACAUGUGCGACCUUUACCUCGCCCCCACCCCGCCCGCGCAGGCCCGCCUCGACGACUUCCAAGUCUUUAAGAAGGGUACCGCGUACAUCUACGGAAACUAUUAUUCCAACUCAUACGACGCCUACCAGGAACCGGAGCUGGACACCGCCGUCUACCACAACCUCGUCAAUUCCAGGGAGUACCGUCGGGAAGACUGGAAAUACAAAGUCGUCGCCGACUGGAACGAGGACGACACCGUCUCUUGGCUCAUCGAAACCGCCCAAUGCUUAGGAUUCAGUGAAUACGAUGUCCCGUUUUACAAUUUCAAAGUUCACGGUUUGGAUUUGAAACUCAUGAAGCGCGAAGAAGUGUUACAGAGGAUGAUCACGCCGAACGUCGAUCCGAUGUUGAGUAGGAGACUUGCCGACGCCGUUUUUGAGAAGUUGCAGAAUCGACUCAGUGAAGAAAUGUACAGGGAUAGAGAGUCGUCGGUGUUCAGAUAUGUGGAGAGUGAUCCUUAUCAACAUUCAGAUGCAGUGCAGACAGUGUUAGAUUUAGACUCGCUGGAACACAAGAACAGACUGUACACGUCGGACUACAGGCCAAACGAUAGCAGCCUACUGCAGGGCGCCUGCGACUCUAGUGAUGACGCGGAGGACGUGUUCAGGUCGUCAGAGACCGCGUCUCCCGAGUACUACGGCAGUGACGGUAGCAAGUCCGGAGACGAGGACGAUAAACGCAAAUCAUUCAAGAGACCCCCCGGAAGGCCGAAAGGUAGUGGGAGGAAGAUCAGCAAACGUCCAAGGAGCGUAUCAGUGCCGGAGUUCCUGAGAAACCUCCUUUUGGACCCGCGGUACUGCCCGUCCAUCAUCAAAUGGGAAGACCAUGCACAAAAAAAGUUCAGAUUCAUGAAGCCGGACGAAGUAGCGAAACUAUGGGGCAAGAUGAAGCAGAACGACAACAUGACCUUCGAGAAGUUCAGCCGGGCGAUGAGGUACCACUAUCGUCAGUCAGUGCUGGUGUCGGUGCCCACCGCACGCCUGGUCUAUCAGUUCGGACCCAAAGGACCCGACAUCACAACCGCCAAUCCCUCCAUGGUCAAAGUCAAGUCAGAAACAGAUGUGAACGAGGUGAUCUUCUCCUAGUUUAAGUAAAACAGUAGGUUAGAAUUGUUGAAAACCUUCCAAACGAUGCUCAGGACAUUAUACUGUAUGUAAAAGGUUGUAAGGAACGAAAGGGUGAAACGAGAAUUCUUUAAAGCGUGCACUUUUAUGUUAACGGUUAUAGUAUAUUCUAUGCACACGAUGAUUUAAAUCUGAUACAAAAUUAUUUCCAUAUUUAGAAUAUUUAUUAUUUAGGUAAAUAUACAUAGAUUAAUCUAUACUUAUACUGCCGGGAGGCAAAGAAAUUUUCUUAAUGCAUUUUUAAAGAGUUCCCUUGAUCGAUCCUGAAGCUCUUAGAAGUUAUAUCUGUGAGGCGUUGGAACGUUAGAGGAGUGAUGUUGUACGACAGUAUUAUCUAAGAGUGAAAAGGUCGGUGUCAGUAAGAUCAGGGCUGUCCGGUGGUUAUAUUGAUUAGAUAGGUGUAUCCAGAAAUGUUAUGGUGUGACUAGUAAUGGUAAGCUCGGCAUAGUUCAUGGUUGUAUCGUGCAUGUUGGCAUAAUGUAUAGUUGUUGGAUGGUGAAUUAUCCCGUCAAUUAACGGUUGUUGAAGUGUCCAUAUUAUUUUUUUAAGUAAUUUUUAUGUAUUCAUGCGAUUUAGUCUCGAUGAGAUUUCGCGCGUCCGUAUCCCGUUUGCGACGCCAUUGAAGAUUUUUGAUAAAGUAUUUUUAAUGUUUCGAUCAUUGUUACCAUUUGCGAGAGUAAAUUAGACUAGUUGAACAAAUAUUUUGAACAUUCCGAUUUUAUUUAUAUAGAAUUAUUUGUAAGUUAUUUACUUAAUUAUUAGUAACUUUAGUGUAGUUAGCGAUGCCAUAAUACGUAUUACUUAUUUUGUUGAAUGUACUUAAAUCGGAAUCACCAUUAUUAUCAACUGUAUCAUUUACAUCUUCGAUUUUAUGAUGAAUUUAUAUGACAAACGUUUGUGAUUGCAGUUCUGUUAUUUAAAACAAACUAAUUCUCCCGUCUCAGUGUUAGGUAUUUAAAAAUAAAUAAUAUUAAGCUCAUCGGCGAGGAGGAAUACGAAUGAUAAACAUAAAAUGAC